Anoplopoma fimbria (sablefish) is the source of this 2567-nucleotide messenger RNA. Its product is annotated as integumentary mucin C.1-like. The transcript has 13 exons. The coding region runs from base 72 to 1079 and encodes 335 amino acids. Lineage: Eukaryota; Metazoa; Chordata; Actinopteri; Perciformes; Anoplopomatidae. The record is from RefSeq and is a predicted model, not a curated record.
AGAUCAGCUCCAGCACCCCUGCGACCCUUAACUGGAUAAGCAGCGUGAGUCUGCAUGGUCGCGGUGGCAGCAUGACAUCAUUGACAUACAUGACCCAAAUAUUUCUCUUCAUCUUCAUGAACUCAAUCGAUCUGUCGAAGGAGGGGUGUUUAGACCAUCUGGAUGUGAAGACAUGGGGGGGAAAACUGAAAGACACCUUCUCCGUCUUGACAAAUAAAGAUCUCAAGGUCACAGUGAUGUGUACUUUAAAGUCUGAGUGCGGGAAGGGAAUACAGAUAGCGUGUGACCUGCUAAAUGACUGCUUCCAAACAUUUUUACCACAGCCAAAUGUUUCGAACACAAGUCAAGAAUGCAAAGGGGAAAAUGUUACAGUGUAUUACUAUAACUUCAUGUGCCUGACGGCCGAAGCUGCCAAUUUUCCUGUUGAAGGCUGCGAAUACAACACCAUGUGCAAGAUGUGGAACGUGCGUGCGGAAAGCGCAUCGCCUCCUUCUGCUCCGACAACAACACCGCCACCGACAACAACAACAAGAAUAACAACAACACCGCCACCGACAACAACAACAAGAAGAACAACAACACCGCCACCGACAACAACAACAACAACAACACCGACAACAACAACAACAACACCGCCACCGACAACAACACCAACAACACCGCCACCGACAACAACAACAAGAAUAACAACAACACCGCCACCGACAACAACAACAACAACAACAACAACAACAACAACCACCGACAACAACAACAAGAAUAACAACAACACCGCCACCGACAACAACACCGCAACAACAACAACACCGCCACCGACAACAACAACAACAGCGCCAACAAUCACACAGAGUUCCCCCAAAAAACAAUAUGACAACAUGCAGAAGAUGUUACCGGUGUCUUUGGUCUUCAACAUGCUGGGGCCCCUGGCUGUUUACCUCUACAUGCGCCGCCAGAGGAUGCGGGACAGGAAGCAGUGGACUUUAACAAGCGGCGACCAGCCAAAGACAGAGUUAGACGCACUGCCGGCAUCUGCAAACAAUAAGGAGAUUGAACUUUUAAUCCAGGGUAAUCAAGUAUAAUUCCGACAUAACACAUCAGUAAUACAUAAUUCUGACUAUCGCAACGUUGGAGAGCAAGCUUACGAUGUCCCCUCUGUUCGCUCUUAAACGCAACACUGCUGCCUGGAUGUGAACGUAUCUGGAUGCCAGGUGAAUUGGGAUUGCUGUAAUUGGACAGUAUGGAGAAGUUCACUGAGCUACUCUUUUGGACCAACUUCGGAAGAGUCUAAAUGAACCACAGAAAAGUUGUCAGAGUUGUUUGGCUUGCAGCAACACUUGUAAAGUACGCCAGCUCUUAAGCCUAAAACUGCUGCAGUUACUGUACGUGUUAUUUUAGAUGCAUGAAAAAAUGAUGUGAUACAUACAGGCAACAGUGGCAUACCCAACCAGGACAGGCAAGACUGGACUGACUGGUCCUUCUGGGAGACUGUAAAUAUCAAGUAUGAAUUAAAAAAGAACAAAAAAUACUGUACAGCUUUGAUGUGUGCUGAAGGCCUUUUUUUUUUUUUUUUUUUUUUUUUUUUUUUUUUUUUUUUUUUUAAACCAACGGCACUUUUAACUUUCCACAGUUUUUUUACUCAGUGAGCCAUUUGCAGCUUUUUGGUACCAAGUUUUUCAAAUCGGGGCUAGAAAAUGUUGCCAGGUUGUCAGACAGAGCAACAGAUGAAGUUCUCUGGGCAGUGGACCCCCCAAAAGCUUUUUUUAAAACACUGCUGUAUUUUGUUAGCUGAGCUCUUUGUUUUUUGUAUUACAUGCAUUGAAUUUGAUUUUGAUGAUGCAUGUGCAACGUGCCGAAGGAAAAAGUUUGAAAUGCAUUUCUGGUCGAGCUGCCCAGAGAUUUUAUAUUUUACAUUUGAACCAAUUUUUUUUUAAGCUGUGAAAACAUACUGUAGUUGAUGUGAAACAUAAUUACAUACUAUAAUUACAUAUUAUAACACAUACAUCAGCCUAACAUGAAGAGGAUUGUUUCAGUGUGUGUGCGUGUGUUACUUAAACUUAAAGUUGAGGACACAGCGCCGACCUGCAGUAAGCAAUAAUCUCAUUGUUUGAUAUAAGAAAUCAGUGGGUGGAGCCUAUAGGUUACUACAAAUAUGAAUUGAUAAAUUAAAACAACAAAAGAGUCACUUCUGUGAAAAAUGGCCAGUUUGCUAGCUUCCGCUCUGAGCCUCCAUCCAUUGAGGUUCAUCUCUGUAAUUGCCUUAAGGGGCCAGUCCUGCAUAUAGGGAGUUAGUGCUUAGUCCUAUGUAAAAGACAUAAUGUUUUUCUACUGAUUCAAGGUUAACUUGGGGAAAGGAAGAUUUUUUUUUUUAGUAUUUAUCAUUUUGGUAGCAUAUUUUGUGAAACAUGUUGUGAAUAGUAAACAGAACAUUUAAGCUAUGUCAUAUUUUUGUAUUAUUUAACUCCUUUGGUAUUUUUUGCAAUGUGAUUUUAUCAAAAUGUGACAAAAUGUAAUCUUUCUGACAGUUAUACGUGUUGUAGUAUUAUUAAAGGAUUAUAUCUUAUUCCAGA